Neofelis nebulosa (Clouded leopard) is the source of this 2346-nucleotide messenger RNA. RefSeq names its product tumor necrosis factor receptor superfamily member 1A-like. Gene Ontology annotation, molecular function: protein binding. Gene Ontology annotation, biological process: TRAIL-activated apoptotic signaling pathway; positive regulation of apoptotic process. Gene Ontology annotation, cellular component: plasma membrane; cell surface. The record is from RefSeq and is a predicted model, not a curated record. The transcript is spliced from 12 exons. The coding region runs from base 82 to 1455 and encodes 457 amino acids. Lineage: Eukaryota; Metazoa; Chordata; Mammalia; Carnivora; Felidae.
CCGCCCCUUCCGUCGUCCGACCGCCUCUAGUCGGCGACGGACCGCGGGCUCCGUUCAGUUCCUGAGCCUGGAGCGGACGGGAUGGCGGUGGGACGGGGCGCUCCGUGGCUGUGCGCCCUCCUGCUGCCGCUCGCGGCCUGGGUGGACGUGGUGCUCGGCGUGGCCCCGUGUGACGUGACCGAGUACCAGCCGGAGGACAGCAACCUCUGCUGCCGCCUCUGCCCCGCUGGCCAGUACGUCUUCAAACCGUGCAGGGUGAACCAUACCACCGGCGAGUGCCGCGUCUGUGAAUCGGGCACCUUCCUCGCCUUCCCUAAUGGCGAGCCUACUUGCCAGAGGUGCAUCCAGUGCCGGAAGGGAGACCAGGAGGUGGUGGCCAAGUGCUCCCCCACCAGCGACCGGCAGUGUCAGUGCAGAAAGGGGAGUUUCUACUGCAACUCUGUGGACUGCGUGGAGAACUGCCUCCGGUGUACAAGAUGUCCUGGCGUUGUCCUGUCACCUUGCAAUGCUACCAGCAACACGGUUUGUGCCACAGAAACUGAUCGAGGGCGUCCAGAAAACAAACGUGGGUCUGAGUUCCUCGUGCCGUGGGUGACCGUGAGCGUCAUUCUUGCCGUGGCCGUCGUCGUCGGUGUUUAUUGGUAUAAGAAGAAAGGUGUGCGGGUCUCCUACCAGCCGAUCGUCAGAUUGUUGAAGGGAAGGUCGGACGGGCCAGGCGGGUUCUGCUUGACGUCCCCCCCACCCCCGCCCCGGGUAGUGGCUUGGGAAGCCCCUGUGCAGCAGGCUUCUGUGACCAAGAGAAACGACUUUGCCCUUCAGCCACUGAGAAGCAACUCGCAGCUUGAGACGGUGCAACCCGAGGCGCCCCCGGCCCCCGGCACAGAAACCCAGCCCCAGCCUGCGGAGGAGGAGAGCCUGGCCUUGAUGCCCGAGGCCAGGCCCCACCCGGGGCCCUCAGGGGAGUCCGAGGAAAGCCCUGAGCUGCAGGCCUUGGUGGUCGGAGGAAGCCCGGUGGUCCAGGAGCAGACGUUAGAAGCCUCUGCUCCCGCCGCUCCGGAGCCCCAGGACGGGACCCAGGCGUCCCCUUCGCUCAAGAGUCUAGAGGAGCGAUACAAAAAGGAAUAUUUUGUCAAGGAUAACUCCAAAGAAGCUACCGCGACCAUCCAUUAUGAGUUUGUAAAGAGCAGCAUGGGAAACGACUGGAAGAUGUUCAUGAGGCUAAUUGGUCUGGAUGAGACAGACAUUGACUCUUGCGAAUGCGAGAAUCCAGGCAAUUUGAUGGAGCAGCGUCACAAGAUGCUCUUUACGUGGCGAAAGAAGCUGGGAAAGGAAGCUUCUGUUUUUAAACUCCUGGCUGCCCUCCAUAAACUGGGGCUUCAAAUGUAUUUGCAAAACAUUAUAAACAACUUAGUUGCCGAAGGUAUUUUAGGCAGGCAUGUAGGGACCUCCGACUAAAGUGAAGUUUUGGCGUUGGAUUGUGCCUUCAAGCAGGACUUCAAAUGGACUGGAUGUGAUCUUCUUGCCCAGGUCUAUCCUAUUAGGAAUUGUUUGAGUGCCAGGUGAGGUUGUGUGCGUUCUCUGAAUUGAUUUCUACGGAACAUUUCCAUCAGGGAGGUCAGUUUUACGUGCCAGUCGAGAGUGUUUCCCUGCAAGGGACCGGAGCUUCAGACACUGCCUGUGGGGACGUCCUGCGGGGACUGGGGAUUCUAGCAAGUUGUGGACUCUUGCCAGAGGGAUCCACUUACUGUGUCGAGUUGAUUCGCAUUCCUCAGCCCUCUUCUGGGUUCUGAGGCCAGGAGAGUUUGACUAUUUUUCUGCCAUGGCCUGCACCGGGUCCAAGUCACUGCGAUGUCCCCAGGACCUAGAACGGGGUGCCAUUGUGACUGAGUGCUCUGUGAGUGUGAACAGCUCAGUGACCAGGAACCUGUACCCGGCAGCUGUAUGAGACCAUCUCAGGGCUUCAGCCGGAGGCCUAGACCCCGGCCUGCUUUUUAAAAAAAAUUUUAAGGGGUGCCUGGGUGGCUCAGUCGGUUGAGCGUCCAACUUCGGCCAGCUCAGGUCACGAUCUCACGGUUCAUGGGUUCGAGCCCCACGUCGGGCUCUGUGCUGACAGCUCGGAGCCUGGAACCCGCUUCUGAUUUCUGUGUCUCCCCCUCUCUCUGCCCCUCCUGCUCACGCUCUGUCUCUCAAAAAUAAAUGUUAAAGAAUUUUUUUUUUUUAACGUUUGUUUAUUUUCAGAGAGAGCGAAUGACUCCAUGUUUCUAAGCUAAUCCGUGCUUAGAUUGGGCAGGUUGAAAGGAGGUUACGUAUUGUUUUUAACUCUAUUUCGUAAAAAACUGUUUAUUU